Messenger RNA from Microplitis mediator, 1865 nucleotides. RefSeq lists its product as uncharacterized. NCBI's taxonomy places the organism in Eukaryota, Metazoa, Arthropoda, Insecta, Hymenoptera, Braconidae. The record is from RefSeq and is a predicted model, not a curated record. The transcript is spliced from 19 exons. Gene Ontology annotation, molecular function: odorant binding. Gene Ontology annotation, biological process: sensory perception of smell. The coding region runs from base 112 to 1737 and encodes 541 amino acids.
AGAUGCACAAUGCAUUCAAUUGUCACCAUAUAAAAGAGACGAUUUUCUCAGAUGCUUUAUCCAGUAACUUGUAAACUUUCGUGCUGAUUUGUAUCUACACCAUAACCAAAAAUGAAAAUAUUUGCAGUUAUAUUCGCUGUUUGCUUUGUUGGUGCUCUAGCCGAGCUCACUGAAGAACAAUUGGCUAAGCUCCGCGAACACAGAACCGCUUGUGUGACUGAAACUGGUGUUGAUGAAGACAAAGUCUCCAAGGCCAAGGAGGGCGAGUGGAUGAUGGACGACCUUAAGCUUCGGUGUUUCUUCUCUUGCAUGCUGAAGAAAAUCAAUGUCAUGAAUGAGGAUGGAACACUGAACGAAGAGAAAACUCGCAAGAGGAUGGCCAACGAUUUGCCAGCAGACAAAAUCGACGCUGUUAUGAUGAAAUGCAAAGACAUGAAGGGGGCUGAUGUGUGUGAGACCGCCAUGAUGAUGAUGAAGUGUUACGCUGAAGAAAAAGCCUUCACUAAGAUAAUGACUGAAAAGAGCACUUUAUUUACACGACAACCAAAAAUGAAUAUAUUCGCUGUUAUAUUGGCUGUUUGCUGCGUUGGUGCUCUAGCCGAGCUCACUGAGGAACAGCAAGCUAAGCUCCACGAAUUCAGAACAGCUUGUCUAACUGAAACUGGUGUUGAUGAGGGAAUAGUUGCCAAGGCCAAUGAGGGCGAAUGGUUGAUGGACGACCUCAAACUUCGGUGUUUCUUCUCUUGCCUGCUGAAGAAAAUAAAAGUCAUGAAUGAGGAUGGAACAUUUAACGAAGAGAAAGCUCGCAAGAGCAUAACCAACGAUUUGCCAGAAGACAAAAUUGACGCUGUUAUAACGAAAUGCAAAGACAUGAAGGGUGCUGAUGUGUGCGAAACCGCCAUGUUGAUAGUGAAGUGUUACGCUGAAGAAAAAGGCGAUCUCACUGAAGAAGAAAGAGUAAAGCUUGACGAACACGCAAAAGCUUGUGUAAAUGAAACUGGUUUUUAUGACACCAACGCUGACACAGGCAAGAAAGACAAAUGGAUAACGUACGGGUUUAAACUUCAGUGUUACUUCUCUUGCAUGCUGAAGAAAAUGAACAUCAUGAAUGAGGAUGGAGCAUUGAACGAAGAGAUGAUUCGCAAGAAGAUGGCCGAUGAGUUGCCAGCAGACCAAAUUGACGUCGUUUAUACGAAAUGCAAAGAUUUGAAGGGCGCGAAUAUGUGCGAGACUGCCAUGGUGAUAAUGAAGUGUUACGAUGAUGAAAGAGCCUUACUAAAGCCAACUGAAAAGAGCUUUACAUUUACACGACAACCAAAAAUGAAAAUAUUCGCUUUUAUAUUCGCUGUUUGUUUUGUUGGUGCUCUAGCCGAGCUCGAUGAACAAGAAGGAGCAAAGCUUGACGAAUACAAUGAGGCUUGUGUAGAUGGAACUGGUUUUUAUGACGUCCAAGAUCCCAAUGCUCCGAUCAGGAACUGGAUAACGUACGGCCUUAAACUUCAGUGUUAUUUCUCUUGCAUGCUGAAGAAAAUGAACAUCAUGAAUGAGGAUGGAACAUUGAACGAAGAGAUUACUCGCCAGAAGAUGGCCGACGAUUUGCCAGCAGACAAAAUUGACGUCAUUAUUACGAAAUGCAAAGACAAGAAGGGUGCUAAUAUUUGCGAGACCGCCAGAAUGAUAAUUAAGUGUUACGAUGAUGAAAGAGUCUUACUAGGGUCAACUGAAAAGAGCGCUUAAUUUGUUUUUUUCUUCUUCAUUCGACUAUACAUUGCUGUCAAUGAAUUAUGUUUACUGUAUACCUUUAUUUUUCAUUUAUUGGAUAAAAAAUUAGUUGACAAUAAAUGAGUCGAUAUUUUUGCUUUAAA